AUGUCGCGCGCACGGGUUUUGGGCCGAUGCCGGUCGGCGCCCGUAUCGCGACUCGGCCUCAUCACUCGGCCAUGGCCAGCUUUCAACAGCUUCAGCGCCGGCGCAACUCGAGCAAGCACCGGCAGGCGGGGAUUCCAUGCGGCGACAGUUUUACAUGAAAAGGUGAAUUCGCCUUCUCGGUCCUUUCAACAGGGUCCUGUGGACGACACCUCACGCAAGGCUUUAUCCGAGAUUGCCUUUGCCUUUGACAUCGAUGGAGUCUUGUAUCAGGGCCAAAGGGCGAUUCCGGGAGCCAAGGAGAUGCUCAGGAGGAUCAGAUCGCACGACAUCCGCUACGUCUUCCUGACCAACGGCGGCGGCAGUCACGAAGAUGCCAAGUUCAAAUCACUAUCUAAGCGUCUAGGACUUUCGGAAAACGAGGAUGUGAUCCGCAACAGGGUCAUUCUCUCGCACACGCCGAUGCGAGGGUGGGACGAGAGCGUCAAGAAGCAGGGAACGGUGCUGAUUACGGGAUCUCACCCAGAGAUUGCUCGCAGGGUAGCCAACGAGUCGGUGGCCGUGACACCGGCAGACAUCAUUGAAGCCAACGACAAGGUGUAUCCGUUUGACAACCUGCGAGAGAGCCUUCACAGAGAGUCACGGCCGCUUCCCGACGGCAAGAUUGUAUCAAACACCAUUGAUCCCUACAGCAAGGAGGUGCCGGCGAACGCGCUCAAGAUUGACCAGAUCCUUGUCUGGAACGACCCGAGGGAUUGGUCCCUGGACAUUCAGGUGAUCCACGAUCUGCUCAUCUCGCAUCGCGGUUAUCUAGGCACGAUUUCCGGCAAGAACGGCAACGCUCAGCUCCCCAACAACGGAUGGCAGCAGGACGGCCAGCCACAGCUCUGGAUCUCCAACCUGGACCUCCUGUGGAAGACGGAAUACCCCGUCAACCGCUUCGGAACAGGCGCGUUUGUCGAGGCGCUAAAGGGCGUGUGGGCCGCAUCGACGGGCGGCGCCGAGCUGCAGUUCAGCGCCCUGGGCAAGCCGUCGAGACACACUUACGAGUACGCACACGACCGGCUGCUUCACCACGCGCCCGAGGAGCCGCACGGCAAGGACGAGAGGAAGAAGAAGCCGCUGAGGCGGGUUUACAUGAUUGGCGACAACCCAGAGAGCGACAUCCGGGGCGCCAACGAGUUUGUGCCGGCGGACGGGACGGAGUGGAUUUCGAUAUUGGUCAAGACGGGCGUGUGGAAAGAGACGGCGGCGGAGAGAGAGCCGAGGUACAAGCCGGCGGUGAUUGUGGACGACGUGGUUGAGGCGAUUGCGUGGGCCAUGAGGAACGAGGGAGUGGAGGUGACGAGGGAAUGGCUGGCGAGCGAGGACUGGGUGUGA
Messenger RNA from Trichoderma aggressivum f. europaeum, 1377 nucleotides. RefSeq lists its product as uncharacterized. Bases 1 to 1377 code for a protein of 458 amino acids. Gene Ontology annotation, cellular component: mitochondrion. The record is from RefSeq and is a predicted model, not a curated record. Lineage: Eukaryota; Fungi; Ascomycota; Sordariomycetes; Hypocreales; Hypocreaceae. Gene Ontology annotation, biological process: glycerophospholipid biosynthetic process. The transcript is spliced from 3 exons.